GUGGUCGGCUCGGGAGAGUAUUCAAAUCAGUGUUUGGAAUCAGUUGUUGUUCAAGAAUAUUGGAUGUAUGAUUAGUUCUAUUUUGUCUGUUGCGGAGUGUGGAAGUUAAUAUCAAGAAAUGACUACUAUUAGCCAAGAGUGCCUGAGCGAUCAUGAUCGCCAGGUACUUGAGUCGAUCUUCAAUCCAUCCCAAAUCGGAGGCGAAGAGCUGCUGUACAACGGAAAGGAAGAGUUUCCGGAGGAUUUACAAGACCUCGCAGAACCAAAUGAUCCUCGCAUUAGACUGUCAAAAAAGUUCGAGCUUGAAGCUAUUCAACUAACCGAAGAAGGAAAACUACCAGAAGCUAUCAAUCUAUUCAACCGUGCCAUUGAAACAGCUCCGGAACGACCGGCGCCGUGGAAUAACCGUGCACAAGCCUACCGAUAUAUCGGAAAUGAAAAAGCGGCUUUGGAUGAUAUUGAGCAAGCGCUGAAACUUUCCAAGCGUUCCGGAAGAACGGGCUGCAGAGCGCUUUGUCAGCGGGGUGUGCUGAGAAGGAAAAACAAGGAUACCGAUGGCGCUAGGGAGGAUUUUGAGGAAGCGGCUAAACUAGGAAGCCAAUUUGCACGAACUCAGCUCAUUGAGCUGAAUCCAUACGCGGCGCUUUGCAACCAAAUGCUGCGGGAGGUUAUGAAAUUGAAGUGAGAAAAUACUUUUAUGGUGUUAUACCGUUUUGUCUCAAAUUCCGAACACUUAAGCUUUUUUGGCCAUUAAACAGUGUCUCAUUACUCAAAAUGGUACUUUUUCGCGAAAUUAAGUUGGUUUUUGGAUAUAACAGAGCUUUUUCUUUCUUUGGGCUACCAUAAAAUUAAUUUACAAAUUCAUAUUCAUGGUGAAAAACUAAAAAGACGGGUGGGUAAUGUCGGGGACAUAACCGGAGUGACGUAGGACUAUACAAAGGGGACAACUUUUGUUAAAUAUAUAUUUUAAAUAUAUUUUUUUAUUUUCUUCUCCUACGUGAAUACCUACCUAUCCACCUGAAAAAUGGAUUAGUUUACUGUUUACUCUUUAUGAAUAUGUUGAUGAUUCUGAAAAGAA
Messenger RNA from Toxorhynchites rutilus septentrionalis, 1078 nucleotides. RefSeq names its product tetratricopeptide repeat protein 36 homolog. The transcript has 3 exons. Gene Ontology annotation, biological process: cilium assembly. Gene Ontology annotation, molecular function: protein binding. Lineage: Eukaryota; Metazoa; Arthropoda; Insecta; Diptera; Culicidae. The record is from RefSeq and is a predicted model, not a curated record. The coding region runs from base 119 to 685 and encodes 188 amino acids.